AUGAAGAGACAGGACAAGAUGAAGAGACAAGACAAGAUGAAGAGACAGGACAAGAUGAAGAGACAGGACAGGAUGAAGAGACAGGACAAGAUAGAUGAAGAGACAGGACAAGAUGAAGAGACAGGACAAGAUGAAGGGACAGGACAAGAUGAAGAGACAGGACAAGAUGAAGAGACAGGACAAGAUGAAGAGACAGGACAAGAUGAAGGGACAGGACAAGAUGAAGAGACAGGACAAGAUGAAGAGACAGGACACGAUGAAGAGACAGAACAAUAUGAAGAGACAGGACAAGACGAAGAGACAGGACAAGAUGAAGGGACAGGACAAGAUGAAGGGACAGGACAAGAUGAAGAGACAGGACAAGAUGAAGAGACAGGACAAGAUGAAGAGACAGGACAAGAUGAAGAGACAGGACAAGAUGAAGAGACAGGACAAGAUAUGGGACAGGACAAGAUGAAGGGACAGGGCAAGAUGAAGAGACAGGACAAGAUGAAGGGACAGGACAAGAUGAAGAGACAGGACAAGAUGAAGGGACAGGACAAGAUGAAGAGACAGGACAAGAUGAAGAGACAGGACAAGAUGAAUAGACAGAGACGGGAAGACAACAAUGAAAGGCGUAAGACAGAGAAAAGAAGUCGCAGUGGCUGA
Molecule: messenger RNA, 648 nt
Organism: Biomphalaria glabrata
Lineage: Eukaryota; Metazoa; Mollusca; Gastropoda; Planorbidae
Exons: 1
Coding region: 1-648 (215 amino acids)
Source: RefSeq, a predicted model, not a curated record